UUGCACCGCGGAGCAGAGACGCUCCUGUGAUCCGCUACCAUGGAGGAAAAUGGAGAAACGCACGGACUGAGAUCAAUGCACACACGCACGCAGGUUCGGACUGGACGUAGAAAUGCCACUGGAUUGUAAAUCUCCCCGCGGAGGAUGGGAUUUUCUGGACAUAACGAAGUGAAGUUACAGGAAUCUCUGUCCCGGACUGAAGAAAAGACGAGUGGGCCUGAAUCACACAGACGUCGGUUGAAGUUGAGCUAAGACCAGCGCUAGCCAAGUUAGCAUUUAGCUUACUGUGAAAUACCAAGUGUAUAGCUAAUGGUUGGGUCGUGUUUCAGCGGGGAACCCACCGCAUUGUGCGGCUGCGUGUACCACGAGAUACCGUGUCGUCAGAGAAGUACUGCUUUACAUGCGGUUGUUUACGUUAGCAGCAGUGAUUAUAGCGACACUAGCCAGCUAGCUCUGUGACAGUGCUAGCCUGUUGUUCCCUGCUAGGUAAAGCAGAAAGCCCCUGAGAAACAGGAACAAAAGAGAGGAUAACACAGGGUCGGUGGUUAUUCGUGUACAAGAGGAUGUAUCUCAGCAGAGACAUUUGAUCAUAAACAUUAAUUGCCUCCGAGGUUAUUAUUAAUUCUAUUUAAGACAAUAAGCAUGUUUCUCUCUUCAAGAGUCAUCCUGUCCGGACAGAGCUCAAGUUAAACAUAGAUUGUCUCUGCUUUUGACCUUUUAAUAGAUUUUUAAUCUCAUUGAGAUAAAGGUUUGGCUUUGGUUUCUGGUUAUUUAAUUUAAUUAGCUGUCAGAUUUCAACACAGUACUAGUUGUUUAUCAUUUGUUUUGUUUUUCCAGUGAGUUUGACCAAACCAACCCAUUUCUCAUCUUAAACUUGAGCAGUAGGAAUGUAUUGUCCCUCAGAACCGCACUUCUGGCAUCCACCUUGUUAUUCUGUGGUUUUAGUCUGAAAAUUACCCGCUCGCACACAACUUGGAAGACCUGAAGUAAACAAGCAACACAAGAACUGGAAAUUGGAGGACCUCCAUUCAGCAAAUAGUGGUACAACAGACAUAAUCUUUGUUUUGGAUCACAACAGAGGGAUAACACACAAGAGGAGGGGUAGCGUAGUCAUCCCUGUUGCUCAUCUCCAGCCUCCUUUGGGCCUGGUCUCAGAUGUGAGACAUGGGCAGCCAGGGCAGCCCAGUGAAAAGCUACGACUACCUUCUUAAGUUCCUCCUGGUUGGAGACAGCGAUGUUGGAAAAGGAGAGAUCCUGGACAGCCUGCAAGACGGAUCGGCCGAGUCCCCAUAUGCUUAUAGCAGUGGUAUCGACUAUAAAACCACCACCAUUCUCCUGGAUGGGAGAAGAGUGAAGCUUGAGCUCUGGGACACCUCAGGACAGGGGAGGUUCUGCACCAUUUUUCGCUCUUAUUCCCGCGGGGCUCAGGGGAUCCUGCUGGUGUAUGACAUUACCAACCGGUGGUCAUUUGAUGGCAUCGACAGGUGGAUCAGAGAGAUUGAUGAGCAUGCACCAGGCGUGCCUCGAAUCCUCGUAGGCAACCGGCUACAUCUGGCCUUCAAACGGCAAGUUCCCACUGAGCAGGCCAGGGCAUAUGCCGAGAAGAACGGCAUGACGUUCUUCGAGGUGAGCCCUCUGUGCAACUUCAACGUCAUCGAGUCCUUCACAGAGCUGUCUCGUAUCGUCCUGAUGAGGCAUGGCAUGGAGAAGUUCUGGAGGCCCAACAGAGUCUUCAGCCUCCAGGACCUCUGCUGCCGAGCCAUCGUGUCAUGCACCCCAGUCCACCUCAUCGACAAGCUCCCGCUGCCUGUUGCCAUUAAGUCCCACCUCAAAUCCUUCUCCAUGGCCAAUGGCAUGAACGCCGUCAUGAUGCAUGGACGCUCUUACUCUCUGGCCAACCCAGCCGGCGGCUCUAAAGGCAACAGCCUGAAGCGCUCCAAGUCCAUCCGUCCACCGCAGAGCCCUCCGCAGAACUGCACCCGCAACAACUGUAAAAUCUCCUAAUUCACAGCUUCACCGAGGGUCUGUGAAAAAGGCGAUGAAUGAAUGGGAUCAGGAGAUGGAUGUUCACAGUGGUGGCAGUUGGACGGAAAGAGCACAACCCUGAACAUGAAGGGCAGAAGAGCAGCAAUUAUGCAUAAAGGGAUGAAUGAUCGCCACCUCCCACCUUCAUGAGUUGAAGUAAUUUCCAGGUAGAGAAGCUGGAAUGAUUCCUCAGGAUAUCAGAGGAGAACGACUACAAACUUACUGGUCUCUGCUGACCUGAUUCUCACUUUAUCCAAAUCACAAAAAGAGAGAAAAGACUCCAGAUCCACUCCCACCUGCUUGAGUGUUAACUUCAUGUACAGAAAUCCCUCACCAACUCUGGUUUAGUUACUGUACAUGAUGCACGCCACUUGCCAUGUCUCUGUAUCACAGACGUCACCUGGAGAUUAACUCCUCACCUUAUUCUUGCACAUUUAUUUCUUGCCUCUGUCUGUCUGGUUAUACUUCCACCUUUUUCUAUCCACAACUCUGUUAAUUUGCUGUAUUAUUGACCAAUAAGCUAACGAUCCAGACACUAGUAACCAGUUCCUUAUCAGUCCACUCCUGAUUGAACCAUAGACUGUUAAUAGAAAUGGACGUAGACUCCAGUUCCAUAGAGUGAAGCCAAUGGUUAAGUGCCUGAAACCCGUAUUCUCUUAAAUGACCAGGAGAGGGACACAAAGAUGUCAAUUUCUAUAGAAGUCUAAGUCUAAGACUUCUCAUUUAGUUAAUUAUAUCAGUAAAGUAGGAUGAUUUGUCUCAACCUUUUGUUUCUAGUCUUCAACACAGCAUGAUGUUUUUUUUGUAAAUUACGGUCCCAUUUAGAGUCAAAUAGUACCGUCCAAUGGGUGCAGGCCGCAGGUGCUGCUGGGCGUGUAGUGUCCGCAAGCUCUGUCAGGCUCCACCCCCCAACUCCUCUAAAUAUGGUCACCUCUGCUUUCGAAAACCAAAUUUGCCAAACUAGGUGCUUCAAAAUGGCAGCUCACAAACCGACGACAAAAGUGAAGCCACAUCAUCUUGAUCGCCCCCUGGUGGCAUGCUGUAGCAUAGGCCAUACCUAAACAGACGUCACGAUUGACAGCUUACUAUGACUCAAGAUUGGUCGAGCCUCUGUAUUGGAGCAGCUCCCCCCCACGAUCAUUGACUCUAAAUGCCUCAAAAGGGCAAAAUGGCAGCGAGAUAUUCAAGAUAUUUGGCUUCAUUUCUGAAUAGUGGGAGGAAGUGGAGACAUGUCGUCCAUCUUUAUUUCCAGUCUAUGGUCUGAAUGCUCACUGUGCUUUGGAGUUUAAAACGUUUUGUGUGAUCUAUAACACUUGCUGAAGUGAAAUCUUGGCAACAAGUUGAGUGACCGCUCCCGUCUGGUGUUGAAGCUGAGGUCGUCAGACAAACGCAACAAUACCUGAAGCAGGUCUCAGGUCCAGAUGUGUUCGCAUGUGACUUCAGGCUACCUUUACCUGCCAGAGCUUUUGGGUCAGUUUUAAACAAAAGUGUAAGAUUGGAUCGAUUCCACAAACACAACACAUGUAUUUUUAAUGAGUGCAGCAGAUUUUUGGGUUGUGGUUUACACAGUCUACUUCCAUUGGGGAUUCACUGAUGCUUGUUGCUGUAGAAACCACUGCAUUUAAAAAACGAGUGGCCUAUUUAAUGUCGCUACAUCUUUUAUGAAUCUCAUCUCUUAACUUGAUGCCAAUUGAACAGAAUUCCACAAGGGACAAACAAAACAGGGUAAAGAGGAAAUAUUACUUUUUCUUAUUGUUGAAGAAUCAUGAAAUUACCAAAACCAUCAUGUGUGUGUUAGUUUGUCUCUCAACUUCCCUCCUGAGCUCAGAGCCCUUGGUUCCCGUCUCAAAACUUAAAUCUUUAAAACACCUCACAAACAUAUAACUUGACUUGUCCGUCUUGUUUGGAUCUUUUUUGCUUCAGGCCCAUUUUUCCUUUGAGACCAACUCCACUGCUCUUUUUAGGGAGCUGUUUUGAUGUUUUGUGUUUGGGCUGAGAGCUUCUAACAGCUAACAGAUGAGAUGGAGUGGGCACUUUUACAUCUGCGUCACGCAGCCCAGCCGUCUUCCUCGCUCUCGCUCUUUCUCUCUCUAGCUCCUGCUCUCUCUCUCCUGCUAUUUGUGUUUCAAAAAACAUGUACACACACGUACACAAAUACACUCAACUCAUCACGAUUCUUAUAAAUGAUUGAGUGUGCUUAGUUAUAUAAUCAUUAUAAUAUUAGGACAUAGUUAACAAGAGCUGAAACUCUUAUUGAAAUAAAUUUCUUCAGUCAGUCAGAAUACAUUUUACGGAAAAAUCCAGCACAUGUUGUUGUGUCUGUCUCUGCUCUUCUUUUCUGUUUAACAGAUUUUAAAAUCUCAUCAUAUUUAUAAGAAACCGUGAACCUACUUUCACGUUUGUAUCCAAGAUGGUUUCUGCACAGUGGCAGGAUGUGGGUACACGUCGUCCAUCUUUUAUUUUUACAAUCGGUGGUUUCAGCUCAUACAUCAGUGUGUGGUUGGUUUUUGUUUCCAUGACAGUGACCAGUGGAUCCUCGUUACAUUAAGCGUACCUAAAUGCAAUUGAUCAGAAAUGGUGUCGAUAGCCAAUGAAUAAUUAUUUGUUGAACAAUCUUCAGUUUCACCUUCUUGAACGAGAGGAUUUUCAUCUUUUCUUCUAUUUCGUCUUCCAUGAUCAAACUGCCGCGUUGUGUUGAAAUGAGCUCGAACACGUGAACUCUUCAGAGUCGUCAGCUUUUGAACCAUCACACUGCUGCGUCUGGAUUUCCCAUGAGACCGACUGCUGCACGUCUUUCCCUCUGAUCCACUCCACUGCCUCCACACUCUGCCCCAUGAUUCAUGCCUGCUGAAUAAUAGAUGCUUUUCAUAGAUCUCUGUAGGCUUUCAUUAGCACCCCACCCCCCACUGCUCCAGCUCUCCUCGCUACUAUUUCAUCCUCCUUAUGGGAAGAUGCUCUGCUCACUCCGGUUUGUUCGUGGUUCUUCUCAGCAUCUGUUUACUGUCAUUUUCCCGUCCCAACAAUAAAAAGAGCUGGAUCAGGUUCUCAGUUCUAACCUGUUUAUUGACACUGCCCUCCCCAGCUCAGGCUCAGUGUCUGUUCAUUUUCAGUGUGUAGUGUUGGUGGACUCUCAAUCUGCUGCUGUGUAUCUCUCGAUUAAAGGAUAAAACAGCCAACACACACGUUGUGUUAACAGGUUCUUCCUCACCAGCAUUUUAAGAAAAAUUCUGUUAAAUGAGCCGAGUCGUGCUUGUUGCCAAGAUUUCCCACUCUGACGAACAGGAGAAGCCACUGAUCAUUGUUGCUGCUGCCUCACAGAGCAUGUUAACCAUCAAUGGGUGUGAUGAUGUUGUGUAGUUCAACCAGUUUCUUUCUCUGUGACGACACAACCGUUGCUUCCACGUCUUCUUUUGCUCUCAUGUGGACUUCCUCAGUGUUGUCAUCAUAUCUUCUGAUAUAAGCUGAGUUUGCUCCUUUUUGUUUUUUUUGGAAAUGAUGGAAAUGUUUGCAGAGGAUGAUGGGAGAUUGAUUUUUCCUCUGGUGGGCAUUUUUGUGUAAAGGAGCACUGUUUUUAUGAUGACAAACACAUGUAAAACACUAUUCUUGUUUUUGGCUAAAGCUGCUGAGUAAUCUGAAGUGUUUGCGUGUGUGUUUGUGUGAGAGAGUGAGAGAGAGACAGUUUCUUCACACACUAACCUGAACGUUUUUCCUUUUUUUAAAUUAUUGAUUGUACAGUUUCAAGGCGAUGGUAUGAAGAGACUUUUUCACAAUAAAACUAUUGAAUGUU
Molecule: messenger RNA, 5812 nt
Organism: Limanda limanda (common dab)
Lineage: Eukaryota; Metazoa; Chordata; Actinopteri; Pleuronectiformes; Pleuronectidae
Product: ras-related protein Rab-40C
Exons: 6
Coding region: 1165-2004 (279 amino acids)
Biological process (GO): protein localization to plasma membrane; intracellular signal transduction
Cellular component (GO): synaptic vesicle; plasma membrane; endosome
Molecular function (GO): GTP binding; GTPase activity
Source: RefSeq, a predicted model, not a curated record